UGAGGAAGGUGAAGUUCCACCCAGUCCUCCACACAAAAAGUCUCGUGCUCAGUCGGUUGACAAAUCACCUGCUAAUGGCGGGUCAAAAGAGCGAAAGGAGGCGACGGCGACCAUUGCGAAAGAGGUUAAGGAUGAUAAAAAAGAUUUCAAAGAGCCCAAGGAGAAGCGAGAAGAGGAAAAGAAGGAAACGCGAACGAAAAGGGAUGCAACGCCAUCGAAGAAAGAGGAGCCUGCGAGGGAUAUGGACAGGCGGAAGGAUCGAGGUCUCGAUGAUGAGGAAAUCGGACCAGCGUUACCACCAACAAUGAGAGAGGACCGAACGGAUGAUCGAAAACGCGACCAGAAAGCUCACAAAAGAUCCGCUCGAGAUGAGGAGCAGAAUGGGCAUUCAAAAGUUGCGCGAAAGGACCGUGAUCAGAUCGAAUCAAGAUUAUCCCGACUGUGUCACAUGAGCGCAGAGCCCCGUCACCUGUACGAGAAAAGGAGAGGCGAGAUGAAAAGAAAGAUAGGCGGAAAGAUAGUAAACCAGUGCGUAAGUAGAUGGAUGAAAUCAGCGGCUACACUCCGUUAUUCGUUACCUCAAACUGUUAAAUGA
Molecule: messenger RNA, 595 nt
Organism: Ostertagia ostertagi
Lineage: Eukaryota; Metazoa; Nematoda; Chromadorea; Rhabditida; Trichostrongylidae
Source: the annotation of a GenBank genome assembly